Messenger RNA from Marmota monax (woodchuck), 10282 nucleotides. It is a transcript of the gene Dcp2, whose product is annotated as decapping mRNA 2. The record is from RefSeq and is a predicted model, not a curated record. Bases 1 to 828 code for a protein of 275 amino acids. The transcript is spliced from 7 exons. Gene Ontology annotation, cellular component: P-body; cytoplasm. Gene Ontology annotation, biological process: deadenylation-dependent decapping of nuclear-transcribed mRNA. Lineage: Eukaryota; Metazoa; Chordata; Mammalia; Rodentia; Sciuridae.
AUGGCAGAAGAGCAUGGCAGCGCAGAAAGAGAAUGGCAGAUGGAAGUAGCUAACAUGAUCAGAAAGCAGAGAGAGUCCACUGAACAGGUCUUUGAAGAAACUGGUUUUGAUAUCAAAGACUAUAUUUGUAAGGAUGAUUACAUUGAACUUCGGAUCAAUGACCAACUUGCUCGUUUGUACAUCAUUCCAGGAAUUCCAAAAGACACUAAAUUUAACCCAAAAACCAGAAGAGAAAUUCGGAAUAUUGAGUGGUUCUCCAUUGAGAAAUUGCCCUGUCAUAGAAAUGAUAUGACGCCCAAAUCCAAACUUGGCUUGGCACCUAACAAAUUUUUUAUGGCCAUUCCCUUUAUCAGACCAUUAAGGGACUGGCUUUCUCGAAGAUUUGGGGAUUCCUCAGAUAGUGAUAAUGGAUUUUCCUCUGCUGGUAGCACACCCGCUAAACCCACUGUGGAAAAAUUGAGUCGAACCAAAUUCCGCCACAGUCAGCAGUUGUUUCCUGAAGGUUUUCCUGGCGACCAGUGGGUAAAACACAGACAGCCACUGCAGCAAAAGCCAUACAAUAGCCAUUCUGAAAUGUCUGACCUUUUAAAAGCAAAGAAUCAGAGUAUGAGGGGAAAUGGCAGAAAACAGUAUCAAGAUUCACCUAAUCAGAAGAAAAGAACAAACGGUGUCCAUAGCCAGCCACCAAAGCAGCAGAAUCCCUUGAUGAAAUGUGAAAAGAAACUGCAUCCACGAAAACUUCAGGAUAACUUUGAAACAGGCAAGUUGUUUUCUGUUUUUUUCAAGAAUCUGUCUUGUGGAGUUUGGUUUGUUUGCCUGAUUUUUUAAGGUUAUAUAAUGAACUGAUAGUUAAAACAGGAAGAAUUGCAUAUAUUCUUUAGAGAGUUCCUAUAUGUGGAGUUCUCUAUAAACUGUCUAAAAUGAAUUAAUUUAAAUGAUCAAGAUGAAAUUAUUUGCCCUUUAUACUAUUUCUUUUGUGAAUGUGAAGUCUCUGCUAUGCCUGAGUAUGUGAAAAAUUACUUAUGUAUUAAUGGGAGAAUAGAAAGGGCCAAGUUAUUGUAAAGGUACAGAAACCUCAUUGUCACAUGUACAUAAAAACACUAAGUUCACAAUCGAAUAUAUUCUCCCUUUUUUGAAGGUAUUGAGGAUCUUUUUAAGGUGGUUCCAUGGAUAGAACUGUCACUUAGAAGUGCAGUGUGCUGUUUUUGAAGUGUUUGAAAUUUGCUGUGCUAUGCAUUUAUUCAUCUUAAUUUAAGGCUUUCUUAGAAAAGUUAAGAAAUCAAAAAUAUUCUUUAUCUUAUUUUUAUGUUAAUGUCUAUAAUUUUAGCAAGAUAAAAAAGCUACUAUUAUGGAAAGUUAAGGUUAACUAUGAAGUAGGAUUUAUCAUCACAUUUUAGUUUGAUGUAGUCUCCUUUAUUUUUGCUUUUGGUGUCCUAUCCAAAAAGUUAAGCUUUUUUUCUGUGUUUCCUUCUAGAAGUGCCACAGUUUACGGUUUUUACAUUUAAGUCUUUAAUCUAUUUCAAGUUCAUUUUUAUGUAUGGCAUAAUAGUUGUGUAUGAAUAUAUUAAACUUUGGGUUGUCUUGAGAAAGAAGUAUAAAAGGAUUCUUGUUUUGAGAAUCCUGAUAUUCAGACCUCUUGCCUCAGCUUCUUAAUGUCCUUUCCAGACCUGAUUUCCUGGUUAGGUCCCUGCUAUAUUUAAAAAAGGAACAGAACCAAAUAACAGCAAAACCAGAUAAAUUGCAGUUUUGUUAUACUCUGAUUUUGGGAAAAAAUUUUUUUCAUUCUGUAUAUUAAAGACUGAGGAGUAACUACUUCUUUUUUUUUUUAGUUGUAGAUGGACACAAUACUUUUAUUUAUUUAUAUGUGGUGCUAAGGAUCGAACCCAGGGCCUCACACAUGCGAGGCAAGCGCUGUACCACUGAGCCCAGCCCUAGCCCCUUGAGUAACUUAUUUUCCUGUAAUUGUAAUCUUUACAAUUUUUCCAUUUUAACUGAUUUUCACAUUGCUUCCAUUUUGAGCUCUUUGGAGAAGCUCUUGAUAUUUUUGCACAGAAUGCAAAUGAAUAUAAUAGGUAAAAUUGUGUCCAUUUUAAAAACAAGGAAAUGUUGAAGGAUUUUGAGUAUUUAUGUAGAAAUAAUCAAUAAUUAGAAAUUCAGUUGACGAAAAGGAAAUAUUUUGGUGGUUCUGCUUAGGUUAGAGUGUGGAAAGAUAAACAUUCUGCAUGAAUUUCUUUGUAACAAAGGUAAAGGGUCAUGUUUUCUUACUGAGUUACUGAGAUUAUUUAUUUUGUUUCCUAAGCAGAUGCUGUAUAUGACCUGCCUUGUUCCAGUGAAGACCAGUUACUAGAACAUGUUGAGGGACAGUCUGUGGCAUGUAAUGGACAUUGCAAGUUCCCCUUUUCAUCCAGAACUUUUUUGAGUUUCAAGUUUGACCAUAAUGCUAUAAUGAAAAUCUUGGACCUUUGAUAGCAACAGAUGUAUUAUAGAAGUCCCAAGAUCAGAGACCUGUUGUAUUUGAGCGGGUGUCUCCUCAAGCCUUACCUUUCUCAGGUGUUUUAAAGAAAUGCAGGGAGGCAGUGUUUCUGAAAGGAUUUUCUGUGCAGAAGAGUAGAAAGAAGCAUGAGUUUGCACUGUAAAUGCAGUUAUAAUCUUUUAAACAGUUUUACCUUUUCAGUGUUUGAAACAAGUGUAAUUUUUUUUUGGAGGGCAUUUUUUUUUUUUUCUGUGUGACUGGGUCUUAUUUUCUCUGGUCAAGAAAAUAGUGUUUGAGAAAUCAAUUAGCCAAGGUAAUGGGAAUACUUCAUCUACCCAUUACAGUGAUUGCAAUAAUCGUUUACUUGUAUUGAAAUUUUUAAAAAGAAACUUAAAAUAUCCAAUUAUUAAAUGAACAUAAAAGCUGAAAUGUCUCAGAUGUUGAGAUUGCAAGCCAUCUGUCUUGGUGGCAUUUUAUUUCUCUGCUUCUGACCACUGAAGCUAAUUCUCCUUUGCUUAGAGUUUUGUUGAAAGGAGUUAUUCAGAGCCAACAUCUUUAAUAUAAUAUUCAUGUGCAAAAUGAACUCAUAGCACUUCAUAAGGAUAAAAUUGGCAGCUUGGAGGAGGGAUUCAGUUGAUGGGGAGUUGAUGCUGUAAUUUUGAGUUAUGCUGGGUACAUUCAAUAAACCUAUGAGUGCUGGAGCAGAAAGCCAAGGAGGCAAGGGCCCAGUAAGUAUUUGGGAUUAUGUUUUUACCAUCCUGCCUCCAACCCUUUACCAUUGUAUAAUGAUUUUGUUCGUGUGAAAAUUUCUGAUAUAUUCCAGUUGUGUAAAUAUGUAUGGAAAAAUUGACAUUAGUUUUACAUUGCAUAUCUGUGUGAUCUAUGGAAAUUGAUGUUAUAUUAGGUUCCAAUUUUCAGUAGAACAAAGUGAAAUGCUUUUAUUGGCAUGCUGAAACCCCUGAAUGAUGGGCAUCAGAAGCAGAAGGGGUGUCCAGUUUACCAAGAACAAAUAAAGCAUUUCACUAGGGCAAGAUCAGAACAUGAAAGUAACAUACAUAACUCACUCCUAGGAAUGUAUUUUGCUCCUUUCGGAUUCUUAAAUCCAAAUAAGGAUGGCAAUAGCCAUUUUGAGAAGAAUUUUCAGCUAUAACUGAGGACAAUCACCUGAGCUUUAAGUAGGAGAUACAUUUUGGCUGCAUCUGACCUCAUUGAAGAUAAUUCUUGGGGGUGGGGGUGAGGGACAGUUUGAGUCUAUGCGUGUAUGUCUGUCAUAUGGGUUUUGAUCUUUUUGUUUGUUUUACAAGUGGUAUCCACAAAAUAUUUUCUGCUUAUAAAUGUUACUGUAGAAAUCUUUAUUCUGUAUAGGUAGCCUAUUUAAUUAGAGGUUCUGCUUAACCUGUAGAACUUUUAAAGGGGGGGCUAUUGUAAGGAUUCACUUUGUAUUAUUACUUGGCUUUAGAUUUUAAGUGACUUGAUUUUAAAGGAGAAAUUCUAUUUAUUAAUGAAAGUGUCACACUCGGUGCUAAGCAGGAGAAUUCAUGUUGCUAGCAGUGUUUUGAGAAUUAGGUUAUCCACAAUCCUGCAUCUUUUAAUGUGACUAAUUUGUGAAUCCUUAUGUGACCUUUGCUUUUUAAUGCAUUAUAUGAUUGCAUUUGGAAGCUUUUACUAUUCUUUUCAGAAAUACAGCUGCUUUGCUCGGGUCUCCUUGAGCCAUGUUUAUAGUUGGUCCAAGCAUUCCAGAUUUCUGUUAAAUCAUUAAGGAAGUGAAAACAGUUUUCCUGGCAGAUGAAUCAUUUUUCACUUGUUUACUGUCAUCUGGAAACCAUUUAAUUUUUAGUGUUUGUGUGUGUGUGUGUGUGUGUGUAUCUUUUUUUUUUUUUCUUUUUAAAUGAGUGCUUGAUCAGUCCUUCUGGUGCCUAUAGGUUUAGACUUUAGCUCUCAAUACUAAAGCAUAAGAGAUCAGAGUUAUCAGAAGUAUGGAUUCUGUGGUUGAGUAUUUUCAAGAACUAACAAAUUUUCUUUAAUUACAAUAGUUAUUGCUGUUGUGCUGCUUCAUUUAAUGCACUGUGGAACAAACUUAAGGGAAUGGUUGGUAUGUGAUUAUGAUAACUUAGGCUCUCUUGACAGUAUGAGGUUAACAUGUUAAAUGAUGAGUUAAAUUUUACGUAUAUGAUGUGACUUAACUAUGCAGAAAAUAUUUAAGUUGGAUGUACCUGUUUGUUGUACUUAUUCCCUCUCAUUGUUCAGGUUACCUUGAGACAGGCCAUGCUUAGCACAGGACUAGAUUUUCUCCUUUUGGGAUACUUAAGUAUGAUUUGAAGAAAUCAGAUGAUAAAGUAGUAUGCUGAAUAUGCAAUAAUUUCCUUCUAUUGAGUGCUGCAUUUUAAGAAGCUAAAUGAGAAGAGUAGCUAUGUUGGCUUCACUAUGUUUCAUGUAUUUGAAAGAUAAAUAGGUCUUUGAAUUCACUUUUUAAAUGUUCCAACCACAUGUUCCAGGGUGCAGUGCACUGUGAAUCUUUCAUUUUUUUAAAUGUUGUGGGUGCUUUUAUGUGUAACUUCAAUGAUUUAUAGUUCAGAUUAAUAAUGUUAAUACAUGUUAAAUUAAUUGUUUUUAUACUUAGUCAUUGUAAUCCAAAAGAUAAGGGUAUGGUUUACAUGUUUUUCACAAGUUUUUAUUAAGAAAUAGCAAACAAAUGGUUUUAGGAUUUCAAAUAGGCAUGCCCUCUGGAGACAUGAACAUUUGGAGAAGUCUGAGAAUCUAAUAGUUCUGUUAGCAUGGGUGGAAUUUGAUUAAAAUUAAGCUUGUUUGAAUUAGUACAUAAAGGAUAAAGUCUCCCAGUGCUAUCAGAGACAUUGUAGUAAUUGCUUGCUUUUUUGAGCUUUGAAUAUCAUUAUUUUUGUAAUAUGUAUCCAUUAGUAAAUACAGAUAAUGAAGAUAUAUAGUAGAAUUAAUUUUAUGCUAUAAGAUUAGGUUGUACUCUUUCUUUUUGAAGGCUUUAAUAAUUUGUUUGUAAUGUCGAAAACUCCAUACUAAGUGAAUGACAUUCAUCCACUAUAGGAAUUAAAUUCCUUUCUACUACUCAACAUAUUGUGUUCUCUAGAAAAGUUAAGAUCUGUGUGCAUGUGUGCACUAAAAUCAUUUCAUUUCCUAUUCCCUCACUUAUAUAGUCUUUCUUAGGUUUCCUUUUUUUUUUUAACCCCCAACAUUUAGUUAACUUAGUAAGUAGAGCAAAAUCAAUUAUAAAAAAUUAGACUUAUUGCCAAGUUGUUCUUACUAUGUUACUUCUAUUUACUUUUUAUUUUUGUACUGGUGGACCUUUCUGCUCAGAGAUUGUUUUGAUUAACAUUUAUUGUGUCUCUGUAUUCUCUGAGGCAGUAUUUUCUUCGUAUAUGAAUCUUAGCUAUUCAUUAACACUUCCUCAUGAUCUUGACUUUUUUCUAGCCUGGGGGAAGGGGUUCAUAUGUAUUGUAACUUUAAAUUGAUGAUAAACAAGAUAACCAUUGUUUUGUUUGAAGGUAUUUUUAACCUUUAUGUACCUGUCUUAAUGAAACAACAGUUUUGUUAACCUUAGUUGCUCAUUUCUUCCGUCCUAAAACUUUAAAGUGCAUUUGUAUAGUUGCCAAAAAUCCUAAAAAUGAGCUUAAGAUGGGCCUUCUCAGCAUCUUUUUUCUUCUUAGAAUUGAAUUACUCUUAAAAUCUAUCUGCCUGUCAGAAGGUGGCAGAUUGCAAAUGGGCAGUACAAGCUUUGUCCUGUGCUUUCAAAGUAGAAUUCUGGAUUGCACAUUCUAAAAUUGAUGAUAGAUUAGUAUUAUAGAACAAAAGUGCCCUGAAAAGAAAAGAGAACUAUAGUUGCUGGGCAGAGUGUAAGGAGGACAUUGUAGAAGAUAUAUCAAUCCUUGAGUACUAUAUGAUGCAUCAAGCCUAAGCAUAGUCUGAUAUAUAUACACACUAUAUAUAUAUAUAUAUAUAUAUAUAUGGCCAUUGCCAAGCAUUUUCUAACCCCGAAUAAACUUAUUUUUUCCUUAGUAUGAUUGCCAAGCAAUCCAGUGAAUCUAAAGGAAUUUUUCUCACUUUAAAGACCAGAGUUUGGGAGUCUGGUCCUUUCUGUGCUGUAUCAUUGCAGAACUCCAGCCACUCUGAAGUGCACUGCUCUCUUAUAGGAAAGGGAGGUAACCCAGAGUGCAUACAGCUAUAGUCAGCUGUAUGUGGCAGCUAUACAUUUGUCCUGAAUGCUUAUUCAUUUCUUAUCAACUAGUUUCCUUGUGGCAAAUAGCAUUUAUUAUUGAAAUAGUCCUUAAGUAGUGAAAAUAAUGAAGUUAAUUCCCUUAAAUGGGAGUAAAGUAUUGACUUUUACCAGCAGAAUUAUUCAGACUUUAGCAUGAAGUACAAAGAAGUGUACAAAAAACAACUGUGAUAAAUGUAAACGUUUUGUCUUGAAAAAGUAUUCAUAAUGGAAUUUCUCAUCUGGGUCCCAGAUUAAUGAAAUCACCAGUCAAGAGAUUACAUUUACCUUGGGUCUUCUGUAAUUAGCAGAGGGGAUGAUCUGUAUAUAUUAGUAGCUUGAAAGCACAAUCUAAAAGAAAUUAACCUUCAUAAGGUGUCUGCAUUAUCUGAGUAGUGUUGGUCAAGGGAACUCUGGGGAUAGAGAUUGAAUGCAGAAAUGCAAGUGUGUAUGAUUUUUGUCUCCUCCUCAUACUUUAGUCCUUUACGUCAGGAAAACAGUAAGGCCCUGAAUAUAUGUUUGUUGCAGGUAGAUGUGUAUUUUUCCUUAUUGGCUGGUCUGCUGAGUGCCAUUUAAAAAAAAAAAAAAAUUGUUUCUAAUACUUGGUGUGGCUGGCCAGGAAGUCAUUGAGGUCCACACACACACACACACACCCACACACCCACACCCACACCCACACCCCCCUUCCCCAUUUUUUCCUGGUGACUUUUCCCUUCAUCUUUUUCUUUGUGCUAUUUCCCUUUUGGCCACUGUGAGAACUUGCAAGUAGUGAUUACAUUUUGCCUUCUGAAGAUGACUUCACUUUGACACUUGGGCCACAAGCAGAUAAAAGUCUGUGAACACUUGUGCUCUUUUGAGUCUCAAUGCAUGUAGUUGACAUAUUAUUGGUUUGAGAGUAGAAAACUGUGGUUCCAAGGUGAAAUGGGCAGUAUUUGCUGAUUCUCAGUCUUCAAGAGGUCCUAGGUAACAUUCUUAGGAUAGUAGACUUUUUGAGGUAAAGUGUAACAUUUUAAUUUAAUCUACUUCGAAUGAAUUGAAUCUAAGGUUCUAAAACAAUCUAACAGCUACAAACUAGUGAAAGACUUGGGGCACAAUUCUACAUUCUUCAUUAUUUCUCAAGCUUUAAGAAAUUAGCGUAUGCUUUUAUGAUAUUUAGGAAUAAACUAUGGGUGGCAGAAAAUGAAAACAAAUUAAGGUUCUCUACUGUGAAUGAAAUUUAGCAAUGUAAUAUCUUUUCCUUAGUAGUUUGGUUGAUUAGAUGUGUUAAUACUUUUGGAACAUAUGAGUAGCAGUGGACUUGCACUCUUCAUGCACUGAUAGAAAAGCACAAGACAUAUCUGCAAGAAUUUCUUUGUGCAUUUCACUACUGUCCUAUGGCACUGCUGUCUCUGUGGUCCAUUUUAGGUUUAUGUUUGGAUGUCGCACAAGUAACUAUUAAUGUCAAAUGCAAGUGUCCAAAGAAAUGAGCCUUUAAUUUUACUUUUUGUUUGAAUUUAGGACAGGAGACGGCUAACCUGACUUAUACUUUAAAUAGUACCAUCUUUCUCUUUAGUAACAAUUAGGAAAGGACAAUAAAAUCACAAACAAUUUUGGUUUAUAUAUUUUCUCUCUUAAAAUUAUUUUUGAAGUUUAUUAGCUUAAAAUCUUUUUAAAAAUCAUCUCUGAUAGGCAUUGACUCAUCCUUGUUCUGUGAAUGAUUCAGAUUUAAUUUUAUCUCUUGGCUUUAAUGAAACUUUAAAACAAUCAUUUCAGAACGAUUAAUCAGAUGGAAUAAUGUUCAUGUAUUAGCUAGCUUAAGUGAAAUGUCGUAAGACUGUCUUUCAUCUAACCAAAAUAAGGUGUAUGGUUUCAUUUGGGUGAGAAAGGGAAUGAGAAUUGCUUUUUUAAAAAAUACAUACAUACUGUGCCUGUUUCUAAAACAAGAUUUGAAGUGGCUUUUUACAUUAUGCUGUGAAGACUAGGUAAUGUUCAAGGAAGAUAUAUAGUCUUAACACAUUUUCCUUGAGACUAAGUUUUAGUCUGAAAAAGGGAAAGAUAUUUAUGCUGUGUCAUGUUAAGCAAAAUAUUUGGAACCUACAAAAGCUGGUAGACAUGGGGCUGGGGCUCAGAGGGAGAGCGCUCGCCUAGCAUGCGUGAGGCACUGGGUUCUAUCCUCAGCACCACAUAAAGUAAAAUAAAGACAUGUGUCCACUAUAACUAAAAAGUAAAUACUUUUUAAAAAGCUGGUAGAUAAAAAUUUGAAAUGGUUUCAUUAAAAACAUGGUAUUCAGUGAGAACUGGACUUUAGGGUAAAUGUGCUAACUAAAUAGAUUUGUAAACUAUUUCUUCAGUAAUCAUUAUUGUCAUGCAAAAUGAUCUAACAUUUAAUUUUCGCUUAAAUUAUAGCACUGUUGUAUUACUUACCUUAUAGGACAUUUUAAUGCUUGGAGAAUGACUGUAAGUAUAUACCCUUCAAGUGAUUCUGUCUAUAGUAGUGAUAAAGUUCUUACUGCUUUUUGAUUAAUUGUGAAAACAUUUAGGGAGAACUAAAAAGGAACCCAAAGUACCAGUGGGGUUUAUCUUGGAGUUUAAAGAAUUUGAAACAUUUAGAGCAGAUUUUUUGUUUCUGGAUUUAUUUUACUCUGAGGUUCAACAAUAGCUUUGUUUUUUCCUUCAGUGUUAAUGAAAGGAAAAGGACUGAAUUUCACUUGUUGGAUAUAACUGUCAUAAAUAAAAGAUUUCUGAGACUCAUGUUUGUGAGUUGGAGUUUAUUUGCAGAAGCUUUGUACUUCCAAAGAUGUGUUUGUUUUCUGUACCUUCCACUGAGAAAAUGAAUUGAUGACUUAAUAGUUAUUAUGCUCUAAUUUUUGAAAGUAUUUUGAUGUAAAUAGCACCAAUUUAGAAAUUGAAAACCUAACUAUAAAAACCAAUAAUGAAGGUUACUCAUAUACUGGCUUUCUGUAAAACAUUAGGCUAUUUGUAAAACAAUACCAAUAAAAUUGACUGUUUGAGCAGUUUUAGUUACUACCUUGUUUCUGCUGUUAAUUGUUACUGCAGGUUCUGAGUUUUCAUUUGGGACCAAUGAAAAUUGAUGAAUAUAGGAUAUAUAUAAAAUAAAGUUAUGUUUACAUAAGGGGAAGAAAUAUUAAAUGUUCAAUGUCUCUGCAAAAAUGAAAAUGGGAAACUUGUGUUUAUUUCUCAUUUUAAACCACAUUUUUUUACUUUAAAGCAAGAUUAUAGUGGCAGGCUUGAGAUGUGAACCUGCUAAUGUACAAUUCAUCAGUUCUUUAAAUAUGUGCUAGAACCAGGCUUUGCGAUAAAAUGAUUGUCCUUGGAUCCCAGGGGAGAAAGAAAUAUAGUUGUAUGAUGUGGACUAGUGUAUAAUGCUGUUAUUAUCAAAGGUACUUUGCUCCUAUAGUGAAAAAUUGAUACAUGCUAUAAAGCUGCUUCCUAUCUUGUAGCCAUAGUCUUGUAUGACUUCCUUGUACUUUUAGUUCUGUGUUAUCAUCCCUGUACCAGUAAUCUUUAAAAGGGAAAAGAGAUGAUUUUGGCAUAAAUGGAAAGUCAAGGAAGUGGCUAAAUAAUAAAAUUUGGUGAUAAACAACGUU